Molecule: messenger RNA, 1215 nt
Organism: Manacus vitellinus (golden-collared manakin)
Lineage: Eukaryota; Metazoa; Chordata; Aves; Passeriformes; Pipridae
Product: myelin-oligodendrocyte glycoprotein-like
Exons: 4
Coding region: 1-504 (167 amino acids)
Biological process (GO): immune response; T cell costimulation; cell surface receptor signaling pathway
Cellular component (GO): external side of plasma membrane
Source: RefSeq, a predicted model, not a curated record
AUGGGGGGAUCUAGCACAUUCUUUGCAAGUCAACCAGAAACAUGCCGUGCAUUUGUUGGAGAAACUGUUGUUUUGCCUUGCUCCACCACCCCUCCUGGAGAGCUGAUCUUCUCCAAGUCAAUGCUCUACUGGCAGAUCGACCAGAAGAUAGUGCACUUUUUUCAAAAAGGGCAGGAUUCACUGGGGACCCAGGACAAACGUUUCCGUGGCAGAACCAGUCUUUUUUUGGACCAGAUGAAGCACGGCAACCUUUCCUUAAAGAUCUCCAACGUCCAGUUACAGGACAAUGCUGAAUAUACCUGCAUCUACAAACAGGAUGCAGAUCAUCAAACAAAGAAAUCUAAUAUUAAACUCAGUGUCUCAGCCCCACCUAGGACUGAGGAGACACCUUUUCCUUCUGGACAGAGUCAGAUUGCCUCCAGAAGCCCUCCUGAAACACCAUGUCUGGCUGUGUUUUCCCUCUCUCUCCACCUCCUGGUCACACUGGGGGUUUGGCACUUGUAACCAGGGAAGCCAACCUUGUCUUUGGGAAGUUCUCCUCACCAGGGGACCUCACUGGGCAGAACAGGCCUGCAGGUUCCAGAGCCACGUGACAGAAACACCAGUCACUGAAAACAGACUGCGCACUGUGUGUUUAUGUCCCACAUUUGGUUCCAAAAAACCAAAGGCAGCAAAACUCUGAGGUGGUAAAUCUGCUUUUUCAUUUGGUUCUUGGAGUCCAGUUUUAGUGCUGCCAGUGUGAACAUUUUAGUUUGUGGGUUUGCUUUAAUGACAGGAUAAAAGACUCACAAAACUACGGGGUCACAUUAUAACUGACCCCAGUGAAUCAUUUUGCUUAAGAUCUCAUCUGCUGUCCUUCAGAGACAGCUGAAAGGAGGAGCAGGAGUAAUCACCGUCUGUGUCAGACAAAAACUGGAAGUUGCAAGGCCCUCCCAUUUUGCGAAACAUAAAAGAAGGAAACCUUGUGAAACUGCAGCCUGUGGAACUUUAGCUUCUGUUUUCACUCUUCAGCAUCAUGGGCCAUCAGUAAGAACAUUUUUUUUCCACAAGAAGCAUAGUAUUUAUUCAGCAGAAGGGUGAAGCUGAUUGAGAAAGAGGAUGGAAGUUCAUAAAACAUCAACACAGAAGAAGGAAGUGAUGUAUUACUACAAAGUCCACUUCUAAAUCAGCCAAAAAGCUUUAGAAGGCUGAAUUCAGUAUUUUCUCUUUUUGUCA